Molecule: messenger RNA, 2256 nt
Organism: Fusarium redolens
Lineage: Eukaryota; Fungi; Ascomycota; Sordariomycetes; Hypocreales; Nectriaceae
Product: WD40-repeat-containing domain protein
Exons: 1
Coding region: 94-1803 (569 amino acids)
Molecular function (GO): protein binding
Source: RefSeq, a predicted model, not a curated record
AAAAAUGGGUUUUAUUCAAACUGUAAGUCCAGUCCCCCCAACAUCAACCACGGUGUACUUGUUGUGGUUCUUAGUCAACUACUCUGAUAGCUUAUGCUAACAUUCAUGAAGGAACUCAACAGCCUUUCAUCCGCAGACCAAGAAGCUAUUACUCACGUAUGGUCUCUCUUUUCUGCUGCUCCAUCAAAACAUCGUGAGUUGAUGCUACAGGGCAUCAUUACACAAUGCUGCUUCCCCCAGCUCUCUACUGUAUCACGCGAGGUACAAGAACAACUCAAGAUCGACUUCCUUGCCGCUCUUCCCACCGAACUCUCCUAUAAGAUCCUAUCAUAUCUCGACACAGUCUCUCUCUGCAAGGCCGCUCAAGUCAGCCGUAGAUGGAGAAACCUCGCCGACGACGACGUGGUAUGGCACCGCAUGUGCGAACAACACAUUGAUCGCAAAUGCACCAAGUGCGGUUGGGGUCUGCCUCUUCUCGAGAAGAAAAAAUUGAUGGCGUGGAGCCGCCAUCAACAAGUUCACCGACAACCGAAUGCCGCCGACGUGGUAGAGAUCGACGACGAGGCUGAGACAAAAUCGAGCGAUUCACGAAAACGACAAGCUGACGACGAACACCAACAUAAUGAUCGAGUUGCUAAACGCUCUCGUGUGAGCAACGGCGAAAAGUCAAGACAACAGCUUGAGCAAGAACGCAAGUUUCGACCAUGGAAAGAUGUUUAUCGCGACCGUUUCAAGGUGGGGUACAACUGGAAGACUGGUCGUUGCUCCAUCAAGACCUUCAAAGGUCACGAGAAUGGCGUUACUUGUCUCCAGUUUGACGACAACAUCCUUGCAACUGGCUCCUAUGAUACGACCAUCAAGAUUUGGAACAUCGAGACGGGAGAAGUUAUGCGCACGCUCCGAGGACACACUUCGGCAGUUCGCACUCUUCAAUUCGACGAUUCCAAGUUGAUUAGUGGCAGCUUCGACAAGACCAUCAAGAUUUGGAACUGGCAGACAGGAGAGUGUUUGAACACACUCCAAUGCCAUACCGAAGGUGUGUUGUCAGUCCACUACGACGGGUGCACCUUGGCAUCUGGCUCCAUCGAUAAGACCGUCAAGGUGUUCAGCUUUGAUACCAAGCAGACAUUUUGUCUUCGAGGUCACACUGACUGGGUCAAUCACGUGCGAAUUGACUCGCCCUCCCGUGUCGUCUUUUCAGCAUCGGAUGAUCUUUCGGUCAAACUUUGGGACAUCGACUCAAAGCAGUGUAUCAAGACAUUCCUUGGCCAUGUUGGCCAGGUCCAGCAAGUUCUCCUGAUGCCUGCUGACUUUGAGCCUGAUGAGAUGCCUCAACUGGAUACCACGGAUACUGCAUCUGUAUCUAGUGGUCGAAGUAACAGCCCACCUGCAGCGACUACCGAGCAGCCUGUUGAUGCUCGGGCGGCUUAUGGCUCGGGUUUCACAUCCGACCCCGACCGGCCACUACCCCCGCGCUACAUGCUCACUGGUGGAUUGGAUAACACUGUCCGCUUGUGGGACACCACUACUGGCAAGUGCAUCCGCAGCAUGUUUGGCCACGUUGAGGGCAUUUGGGGCCUUGUCGGUGACACUCUCCGUGUGGUUACAGGGGCUAAUGACUCCAUGACCAAGAUCUGGGAGCCUCGCUCUGGAAAGUGUGAGCGGAGCUUUACUGGUCAUGCAGGCCCGGUCACCUGUGUUGGUUUGAGUGACAGCCGCAUGGCAAGUGGCAGUGAAGAUGGCGAGGUGCGGUUGUACAGCUUUGAGGGCGAACGUGUCGAAGAGCGUGGCACUCCUUCAUAAACACCAUCUACAGGGGGACUUCAUCUGUAGAUGGUCUUCCUUCGUGAAACAUUUAUGAUAUCCCAAGAUACCAAACAGCGUUUUACGCGAAAAGCCACAUGUGGCACAAAUCGUUUUCUAUCUUCUUUUUCUGACCGAGUCUGGUCUUCAACAUAUCAAAGGGUAGCGGGAGUAUUUACAACGCGAUGGCAGUCGCUUUUACGGAAUUUUGGAUGCAUUUAUAGAGUUUAGGGGAAUGGAUAAGUCCUCGGGUUAUUAAGUACUGAGUCGACGGUUUAAAAGUCCCUGGGAGUUCUAGGUUUGGAACUGGUAUAACACGGCGCUUCCAUGGCGAAUUCUUUGACAAGAGUAUGAUGAUGGCAUCAACAAUGAGUUUGGCAGGGGGUGAGUUAUAUAGGCUAGUUAUGAGCUUAACCUCCAGACUAGAAUGAAGUGGAAAAUUACUGAUCAAAA